CUAGCAGAAGGACAACAAAGAUGGAGUUGUGAACUAGUAGCAAGUUAGCUUCCUAAUGACGGUCAAUUCCAGUUUUUGUGUAACUAACGUUAAAAAGGUGGACGUUACCAACUGAUUGAAGUGGCGUGAUGCGAGUAUAUCGAAGUGAUACAUAGUUUCGGUGUUAUAGUGCUCAUGAGAAGCUGUCCGACGGGUAAACACACCGGUAUCUUGGCUACGACAAAGACAACAAGGCUUAGUAGCUACCUGGGUUAGCUAAGUAACAUCUGCGCCUUUUCUCUCCAGCUAGUUAACAAGCAAAGAGCGUGACUACGACAGACAUGGAGAAGUCAGAUUUCCUGAAAGGACUACCAGUCUACAACAAGACUAACUUCAGCAGGUUCCAUGCAGACUCUGUGUGUAAAGCAUCAAACCGUCGACCAUCUGUGUAUCUUCCAACACGGGAAUAUCCAUCAGAGCAGAUCAUAGUCACAGAGAAGACAAACAUCCUACUGCGAUAUCUUCAUCAACAGUGGGACAAAAAGAAUUCAGCAAAAAAACGAGAGCAGGAACACGGCGAAGUGGAGAACACAGCGCCUCCACGGAAAAUUGCCAGAACAGACAGUCGGGAGCUAAAUGAGGAUUCGUGAAUUGCUGUGCUGUUGAUUCACACCCAGCAGAGACUGACCUAUAUAAACAAAAUGCAAACACAGAUUCAGAAUAUAUGUUUGCAAACCCAGGCCUUGACACUGAAGCACACCGGGAUUGAUACAUUCAGACCAUUGCAGGCAUGACAUUAAUCUAAAAAAAACAAAAAACAUUGGUCUUAAUGUUUUACGUCAUAAUUCCUCUUGAACCAAAAACUUUUCCCCUCAAUUUAUUUAGUACUUUCACCCAGUAUUUUAUUUUUUUCCAAGACACCUCAGCCUCAAAUUUCAGUCUUUGUGGUUUGGAACAGCAUCUACCUCCUGAUUCCUCAUUCCCUCUGAUUUUCCUUCACAAAGGCUCACACAGUUUUCUUUUAAAUAUGUAGCUCCUUUGCUGCCAUUUAAGGGUUUAUAGCUGUAGUUAUUCAUAGCAUCUCUGAGAUAUGCACAUAUUAAUUUAAGUCUACGUAAGUGGUUGAGUAGCAUGCCAUCUGUUGUUGUUCCCACUCCAUUAGAAUGUUUUUGUUUUGAAUAACGUAACUACAGUGGUCCAUAAAAUGUUGUUUUGGCAAAUCCUUUAUGUGA
Messenger RNA from Anoplopoma fimbria (sablefish), 1211 nucleotides. RefSeq names its product DET1- and DDB1-associated protein 1-like. Bases 321 to 629 code for a protein of 102 amino acids. Gene Ontology annotation, biological process: positive regulation of proteasomal ubiquitin-dependent protein catabolic process. Gene Ontology annotation, cellular component: Cul4-RING E3 ubiquitin ligase complex. The transcript is spliced from 5 exons. Lineage: Eukaryota; Metazoa; Chordata; Actinopteri; Perciformes; Anoplopomatidae. The record is from RefSeq and is a predicted model, not a curated record.